Candidozyma haemuli is the source of this 645-nucleotide messenger RNA. RefSeq lists its product as uncharacterized. The transcript has a single exon. The record is from RefSeq and is a predicted model, not a curated record. Lineage: Eukaryota; Fungi; Ascomycota; Pichiomycetes; Serinales; Metschnikowiaceae. The coding region runs from base 1 to 645 and encodes 214 amino acids.
AUGCAAAAGUUCGCUUUCAUCCCACUCGUUGCUGCUGCUCUUGCCGCUUCUGACGUGCCAAACCCUCUUGGUGACACUACUUCCUACACUGGCACUUUGGCUUCUUCCUACUAUGCUGCCCUUGACGCCUUCUACGGUCAACCAUCUGUCGCUGCUGCUGUCGAGGCUGCUCGUACUCUCGCUUCCGACGACACUUCUGGUUACAAUGCCUGGGUGACUUCUUUCUACGGCCAAUACGGUGGUGACUUCCAGAGCAUUGCCUCUGAAUACGCUGAUGUCUUCACUCAGAACGACAUGGAGAGCGGCUCUGUGUCCAUUGGCUCUGUUGCUGACUCUGACGUUUCUGACUUCCUCAACUCCGUCACUGCUUCUGGCGAUGCUUCCUCUGUCGCUUCUGGCGUUGCCGCUGCUAACCUGAGAAACUCCACCAGAUCUGGCGGCGCUGGUUCCGGCUCCAAGUCUGGCUCUGGCUCUGACUCUAAGUCUGGCUCUGGCUCCAAGUCUGGCUCCGACUCCAAGUCUGGCUCCGCCUCAGCUUCUGGUACCUCUGGCAGCUCUUCCAGCACUGACAACGGCGGUGCCCGUUCUGGCUCUUUCAUGGCCGCUGGCGGUGUCGCUGGUGCCGUGGCUCUUGCCUUGUUGUAA